AUGUUACCCCCUCCCCAUGUGGUACCUGGUGUGGGUGGCAGCCAGGGGCUCCUGGGGCCAGUCACAGGCCCCCUGUCAGAGCUCCAGAUCAGCUAUGUCUGCAGGGAAGUGCUCCAGGGACUGGCCUAUCUACACUCACAGAAGAAGAUACACCGGGACAUCAAGGGAGCCAACAUCCCCAUCAAGGACCCUGGGGAGGUCAGACUGGCUGACUUUGGUAUAUCGGCCCAGAUCGGGGACACACUGGCUCGAUGCCUCUGAUUCAUUGGGACACCCUACUGGAUGGCUGCGGAAGUGGCGGCCGUGGCCCUGAAGGGGGGAUACAACGAGCUGUGUGAUAUCUGGUCACUGGGCAUCACAGCCAUUGAAUUAGCCGAGCUACAGCCAACCCUCUUUGACGUUCACACUCUCAGAGUUCUCUUCCUCAUGAACAAGAGUGGCUAUCAGCCUCCUCGGCUAAAGGAAAAAGGCAAAUGGUCGGCUGCCUUCCACAUCUUCGUCAAAGUCGCCCUCAACAAGAGCGCCAAGAAACGACCUGGCACCACCAAGAUGCUCAGUCAUCAACUGGUGUCCCAGCCCGGGCUAAACAGAGGCCUGAUCCUAGAGCUUCUUGACAAACUGAGGAACCCAGGGAAGGGGGCAGCUGUUGGCGAGAUUGAAGAUGAGGAGCCUGAGCUACCCCCCGCCAUCCCUCGGCGGAUCCGAUCCACCCAUCGAUCCAGCUCUGUGGGGAUCCCAGAUGCGGACUGCUGUCGGCGGCACAUGGAGUUCAGGAAGCCUCGAGGCAUGUAGUCCAGACCCACAGCUGACACGGCUCGCUUACAACCACCUGGAGGCUUCAAGAGCAGCAGUCCUAGGUCAGGGACCCUCAGAAACCUGUCAGAGUCCGAAAAUGACUACGGUAACGUGGACAUCCCCUCCCUCGCAGAAGACAUACCUCCUCCUCUACUCCCCAAGGUAAGGUUCUGGAUCCGUUCUCCAUCGGACGAGGGUCCUGGGGGGACUGCGGAUGAGGGGCAGCUGAGCCCAGUGGUAUUGGUCCGCUGUGCCAGUGUGCCUCCCCCUGGCACCACCCACAUUGUGCCUCCCCCACCCACCCGAAACCGCCACGUAACCGCUCACUCAGAAUCUUCACUGUGGAACCGCCCUCGGGAACAUGACCAGCUCCCGCUUUUGCCCUCCAAGGAGGAAUAGAUGAAGAGAAAGGGAUGUGCCCUUCUCCUAAAGUUGUUCAAUGGCUGCCCUCUCUGGAUCCACAGCACGGCAGCCUCGAAACACCCCUCCAACAAAGACCAGCACUUACUCCUGGGAGCUGAGGAAGGCAUUUUCAUUCUGAACCGAAAUGAUCAGGGGGCCACGCUGGAGAUGGUGAGGGCCAGCCGGACUACCCGGGUGUACUCCAUCAACAAUGUCCUCAUGUCUCUCUCAGGAAAGACCCCCCACCUGUAUUCUCAUAGCAUCCUGGGCCUGCUGGAAUGGAAAGAGGCCAGAGCAGGAAGCCCCAUUGCUCACAUCAGUCCCCACCGGCUCCUAGCAAGGAAGAACAUGGUCUCCACUAAGUUCCGGGAUACCAAAGGUUGCCGGGCGUGCUGUGUGGGGGAGAGAGAAUCUCCGGAGGGCGCUAGCUCCGGGGGCCCGUUCCUGUGUGGGGCAUUGGAGACAUCCGUGGUCCUGCUUCAGUGGCAGCAGCCCAUGAACAAGUUCCUGCUUCUCCGGCAGGUGCUCUUCCCGCUACACACGCCUCUGCCCGUGUUCUCACUGCUGACCGGGCCAGGCUCCGAGCUGCCCGCCGUGUGCAUCGGCGUGAGCCCCGGGCAGCCGGCGGAGUCGGUGUUCUUCCACACCGUGCGCUUCGGCGCGCUCUCCUGCUGGCGGGGCGAGAUGAGCGCAGAGCACAAGGGACCAGUACAAGUGACUCAGGUCGAGGAAGACAAGGUGAUGGUCACUUCUGGAUUUCGGAUGUUCACAGGCCCCCUGUCAGAGCUCCAGAUCAGCUAUGUCUGCAGGGAAGUGCUCCAGGGAGCCAACAUCCCCAUCAAGGACCCUGGGGAGGUCAGACUGGGUGAGUGUGGCUGGAUGGCUGCGGAAGUGGCGGCCGUGGCCCUGAAGGGGGGAUACAACGAGCUGUGUGAUAUCUGGUCACUGGGCAUCACAGCCAUUGAAUUAGCCGAGCUACAGCCAACCCUCUUUGACGUUCACACUCUCAGGUCGGCUGCCUUCCACAUCUUCGUCAAAGUCGCCCUCAACAAGAGCGCCAAGAAACGACCUGGCACCACCAAGAUGCUCAGUCAUCAACUGGUGUCCCAGCCCGGGCUAAACAGAGGCCUGAUCCUAGAGCUUCUUGACAAACUGAGGAACCCAGGGAAGGGGGCAGCUGUUGGCGAGAUUGAAGAUGAGGAGCCUGAGCUACCCCCCGCCAUCCCUCGGCGGAUCCGAUCCACCCAUCGAUCCAGCUCUGUGGGGAUCCCAGAUGCGGACUGCUGUCGAAACCUGUCAGAGUCCGAAAAUGACUACGCUCUUUCUAGCCGGACUACCCGGGUGUACUCCAUCAACAAUGUCCUCAUGUCUCUCUCAGCGGAGGGCGCUAGCUCCGGGGGCCCGUUCCUGUGUGGGGCAUUGGAGACAUCCGUGGUCCUGCUUCAGUGGCAGCAGCCCAUGAACAAGUUCCUGCUUCUCCGGGUAGGGGGCCUGUAA
This is a messenger RNA of Camelus dromedarius (Arabian camel), 2694 nucleotides long. RefSeq names its product mitogen-activated protein kinase kinase kinase kinase 1-like. Gene Ontology annotation, molecular function: MAP kinase kinase kinase kinase activity; ATP binding. NCBI's taxonomy places the organism in Eukaryota, Metazoa, Chordata, Mammalia, Artiodactyla, Camelidae. Gene Ontology annotation, cellular component: cytoplasm. Gene Ontology annotation, biological process: intracellular signal transduction; protein phosphorylation. The record is from RefSeq and is a predicted model, not a curated record.